GGGGCCGCGCAGGCGCAGUGCGCGGGGUUGGAUAUUCAUGUGGAGGUCAGAGCGGCGGAGGGUUCGACGGCCCGGAGAGAGCAAGGACCUCCCCGUCUGAGCCAUGGCUGCCAAACUGUUCGAGGCCGUCGGCAAGUUCGGCCUGGCCUUGGCCGUUGCCGGUGGCGUCGUCAACUCCGCCCUCUACAACGUGGACGCCGGGCAUCGAGCGGUCAUCUUUGACCGGUUCCGGGGAGUCCAAGAUGUCGUGGUUGGGGAGGGGACGCAUUUCCUCAUCCCUUGGGUCCAGAAGCCGAUCAUCUUCGACUGCCGCUCCCGUCCGCGCAACGUCCCCGUCAUCACCGGGAGCAAAGACCUGCAGAACGUGAAUAUCACGCUGAGGAUCCUUUUCCGCCCCGUGGCCAACCAGCUGCCCCGCAUCUUCACCAGCAUCGGCGAAGACUACGACGAGCGCGUCCUGCCGUCCAUCACCACCGAGAUCCUCAAGUCCGUGGUGGCACGCUUUGAUGCCGGGGAGCUCAUUACCCAGAGGGAGCUGGUGUCCAGGCAGGUGAGCGAUGACCUCACGGAGCGAGCGGCCACCUUCGGGCUCAUCCUGGACGACGUCUCCCUGACUCAUCUGACCUUUGGGAAGGAGUUCACAGAGGCUGUGGAAGCCAAGCAGGUGGCCCAGCAGGAAGCCGAGCGGGCCAGAUUCGUCGUGGAGAAGGCCGAGCAGCAGAAGAAAGCAGCCAUCAUCUCCGCCGAAGGGGACUCGAAAGCGGCCGAGCUGAUCGCCAACUCCCUGGCCACGGCCGGCGACGGGCUGAUCGAGCUGCGGAAGCUGGAGGCGGCGGAAGACAUCGCCUACCAGCUGUCGCGCUCCCGUAACAUCACCUACCUGCCGGCCGGCCAGUCCGUGCUCCUGCAGCUGCCCCAGUGACCCCCUCCGGCCGCCCCGGUGACCCCGCCGCGGCCGCCCCGGUGAGACCGCCCGGCCCGACCGGUUCUCUCCAGCCGCUCAGCCGUGACGCCGCGGCUGCCCCAAGAGAGGCCGCCGGCCCGACCGCGGCCCUCCUCUCCUCCCGCCCCCCGGCCCCGGUGAGACCGCCGGCCUGAUCCGGGCAGGACUCCCACCCCCACUCUUCCUCCUCCUCCUCUUCCUGCUCUUCCUCCUCUACCUAGAAAUCACUGUGAAACUUCGUGAUUCGGCAGAAGGAAUAGGGAAAAUAAAGGAGAAUCAGUGAUGGAUCCUGAACCGCCCCGGCAGAUUGAGCUCCCCUCUGCCCUCCUCUCCCUUCCCGUGUCACCCCCACCCCCAGUGUAUACUUUCUCUCGUUUUCUCUCUCUUUCUCUCUGAACCAGAGCCACCCAGGAUCCCUGAGUGGAAGCCCGCUCUGCCCUUCUUCCCCUCCCCAUGUCACUCCCCCCCCCAUACACACACACACACACACUCUGAACCAGAGCCGCCCAAGGUCCAGGAUCCCCAAGUGGAAGCCCCUCUGAGGCCACGGUCUGGGCAGGGAGGCCCUCCCUGGGGCAAGCAGGCGGGACCGGGGGCCGGCUGCGGACUACCGUGGUCCCAGGGUGAGGAGAGCGUGGGCCUCCUGCCUUCCUCCCGUCGUGGUCCGAACGAGGGUCUGUGGGGCGGCUCUCCGUCAAGCAGCCGGACUGCGGGGGUGCCCCGGGGAGGCCGAGGGCGGCGGGGUGUCCGAAGGCGCCGUGGGGGAGCUGCGGGGGUACGGAUGGGAGUAGUUGCCUUCAAUAAAGAGUCUCCGGCCGCCCGUGCUGAGCUGAA
This is a messenger RNA of Ornithorhynchus anatinus (platypus), 1777 nucleotides long. RefSeq names its product prohibitin (gene PHB1). The record is from RefSeq and is a predicted model, not a curated record. Gene Ontology annotation, biological process: mitochondrion organization. Gene Ontology annotation, cellular component: mitochondrion; membrane. The transcript is spliced from 7 exons. NCBI's taxonomy places the organism in Eukaryota, Metazoa, Chordata, Mammalia, Monotremata, Ornithorhynchidae. Bases 104 to 922 code for a protein of 272 amino acids.